Molecule: messenger RNA, 549 nt
Organism: Aspergillus aculeatus ATCC 16872
Lineage: Eukaryota; Fungi; Ascomycota; Eurotiomycetes; Eurotiales; Aspergillaceae
Product: peroxiredoxin family protein
Exons: 5
Coding region: 1-549 (182 amino acids)
Biological process (GO): cellular response to oxidative stress; cell redox homeostasis; hydrogen peroxide catabolic process
Cellular component (GO): peroxisome; cytoplasm; mitochondrion
Molecular function (GO): thioredoxin peroxidase activity
Source: RefSeq, a predicted model, not a curated record
AUGUUCGCCGCUCGCCGUUUGACCGCUGGCGUUCCUCGCGUCCUGUCCCAGAGGGCGCUUUUCCAUAACACCGCCCCGGCGUUUGUUCAGAAGGGCGAUGCCAUCCCCGAUCUCGAUGUCCUGGUCGAGAACUCCCCCGGCAACAAAGUCAACCUCGCCAAGGAGCUGAAGGGCAAGGGAGUCAUCAUUGGUGUCCCCGCCGCUUUCAGCCCCGCUUGCUCCAGCACCCACGUGCCCGGCUACAUCAACCACCCCAAGCUGAAGGAGGCUGGCCAGGUGUUUGUCGUUGCCGUCAAUGAUCCUUUUGUGACCAAGGCCUGGGGCGAGUCUCUCGAUGCCUCUGGCAAGAGCGGCAUCCGGUUCCUCGGUGACCCUACUGGCAAGUUCUCCGACGCACUUGAUGUUACCUUCGACAGCGCCUCCAUCUUCGGAAACAACCGCAGCAAGCGCUACGCGCUGGUUGUCGAGAACGGCAAGGUCAAGGAGGCCUUCGUGGAGCCCGACAACAUCGGCGUCAACGUCUCCGCGGCUGAGAAGGUGCUGGGUUAA